UCGGAGAGGGGUACAGUGCUGGAGCCAUGGGGAAUCGUGUCACCCGCGGGGACUUCGAGUGGGUCUAUACUGAGCAGCCCCACACGCAGCGCAGGAAGGAGAUCCUGGCAAAAUAUCCAAGGAUCAAGGCUCUGAUGGGACCAGAUCCACAUUUGAAAUGGAUUGUAUCUGGAAUGGUUUUCACGCAGUUGCUAGCAUGCUAUCUGGUGAAAGACUUGUCUUGGAAAUGGAUUUUCUUCUGGGCUUAUGCUUUUGGGGGUUGCAUCAACCAUUCAUUGACCCUAGCCAUCCAUGAUAUUUCACACAACGUCGCCUUUGGGAACAAGCAGGCCAAGUGGAACCGAUGGUUUGCAGUCUUUGCCAACUUGCCGGUUGGUGUCCCUUACUCUGCUUCCUUCAAGAAAUACCACAUAGACCACCAUCGGUACCUUGGUGGGGACAGCCUGGAUGUGGACAUUCCCACGGAUUUUGAAGGCUGGUUCUUCUGCACACCGCUUCGGAAACUGCUUUGGCUCUUUCUCCAACCUCUAUUCUACAGUCUGAGACCGCUGUAUGUGAACCCCAAAGCAAUUACACAGAUGGAAAUUUUUAAUGCCCUUGCGCAGUUUUCUGUGGAUUUUAUUAUUUUCUACCUUUGGGGACUCAAACCUAUUAUUUACUUAAUAGCAGGUUCAAUUCUUUGCAUGGGCUUACAUCCCAUAUCUGGGCACUUCAUAGCGGAACACUACAUGUUCUUAAAAGGAUAUGAGACGUACUCUUAUUAUGGACCUCUGAACUGGCUCACCUUUAAUGUAGGCUAUCACAUGGAGCACCAUGAUUUCCCCAGUAUUCCCGGAAGCAAGUUGCCAAUGGUGAAGAAGAUUGCUGCAGAAUACUAUGACAACCUCCCCUACCACCAGUCCUGGAUUAGAGUCCUGUGGGACUUUGUAUUUGAUGACAGUAUUGGUCCUUACUCAAGGGUUAAGAGAAAAUGCAAACUGGCAAAAGAAAGCUAACAGAGCAGCUCCAGCUGCUGCAGUAGCAUUUUGUUUGUUUGAAUGGUUUGAGUGCUCUGCAGAAGAAGGAUGCUUUGCAUGUGCUUGAUGUAGCAUUGCUACGCGCUCUUGGGACGAAGAGGAUGAGUGUCUGCACUAUUUAAAAUACUGAUACUUUUUAAUAAGGGAUAUUUUAUGUAACCUUAAAAAACUAGAUGAGAGCAAGCUACACUCGCAUGAAUCUUGGUCUAGACUUAGAAUUAACUUCCUGGGACAUGUGCGUCCAAUUUGGAGUUUUGGCCUGGUCUGCAAUGAAGAAUAUUUGGUCCAUGAAUGGGCGUGCUUGUGUUUAGGUUAGGACUGGUUUCUCUUCAUGCCAAGCUAGAUGUAGAUGCUUUGCAUGCAUCAGACUGUGGAAGCAGGGAUGACUGGCAUGCAGUAGCAAAUGAUACUUUCUAGAGAGCACAAGGGUGCCCUCAACUCAAAGCAUUGCCUAAAUAUCUUGUGCCUGACAAUAGCUGCUUGCAGUGAUUUUGUAUGUGAAAUGGAAUACAUGUGUUUUUUUUUUUGUUUUUUUUUUUUUUUAAUAUCUGAAUCAAUAUUUUAUUAGCUGCUGUUUGACCUCUAUUUCAGGGCUUUUCCUAAACCUUUUCUGAGCCAUCUCUAUUCUUAGUAUUUGAUGUUCAGUGUAACUUAUUGACAGAGUUGAAUUGAGAUGUGGAAAAACCCUUUCUUUCUUUAAUCUUCUGCUCACUGACCAGCAAUGUGGCAUACUGCAGCUCGUGUUGUGAGAAAUGGCUAAUCCUUUUCCACUCAUCCUUUCAACAGUACUCAGAAUUUCAUUUUUCCUCAUACCUUUCACUACUAGAAGCCCCUCUGGGAGUGGAAGGGUUCUAGUUUAAAUUGCUCCUUAUAAGGGCUUUUACUAUUCCUGAUCACCUAUCAUGGUCUUCUGUGUAUUGUACCAUUUCUGUGGAUAGGAGUCGCUAUCACUGAAGACACUGGAGAUUUUAUGGUGACAUUUGUUCCUAAUCACUUUCAGUACAGUUCUAACUUUUUCUGUGAUUCAAUGGGAACUGACUCAGCAAUCAGGAAGCAUGUGUUAUUCUAGCUAUAAAAACCAUCCCUGCAUGCAGUAUAUUGCACUAUUGACAUUGACCUAGAUCUGCCAUUUCUAGCCCUUGGAAUAAUUCCAUCUUCCUGCCUCUCUUCUCCAACCACCAGCUUCUGGAUACCCUCAAUAACAGUAUUUCAUCAAAAAAAACCUUAGUCACCAUACCUUUCUCCAUGCAGAAAAUACUGAAAAAUUUCUUGGGAGUUAGGAGCUGAUAUGUCAUCUAACAACUCCCCUGCACUCUGGAAAGCUGACCACUUAUAUCUGUCCUUACUAAGUGGACAAAAGAGAACAGAUCUACAAAGGUUCUCUUAAAAACUGAGAGUUUAAUCCCUCCAGUGGUUUUGACUUUUUGUUUUCUUCUAGAAAUCCAUGUAUGUUACAAAUAUGGAAUAAUAAUUCCCUAUAUGUUGAGCUCUUAAAGACCAUUACUGGACCUGGCAUGCCCGAUUCCCUCAAUAAACACAGUUUCGUUCUUAUCUCCUACAGCACUGCAUCCAGUGAGUCGUAUUGGUAUGACUUUUUGGCAGUUUGUCUCAGUCCUGCUGCACUUCAUGAUCAGAUAUUCAACUUCCAGUGUCCUUAGCAAGCUGUUUCACAACUCUCAGCCAAUUUAGUAAGAAAACAUAAGAAGAAUAUUAAAGAUUAUUGUGUUCCUCAUUCUGUGUUAUUCCUCUGUAGAGAAUGACUUUUCUCUAGCUCCCUUAGCUGCUCUACAGUAUCAUUAACCUACUUGAUCCAUAUGUUAAUAGCCAAGCCUGAUACAGAAGCUACACUAUAAACUGAAGGUAACAAAAGUUGUUGACUGUGUCUCACCUGCACAGCAGCUGUGUUCCCACUCUGCUUUGUCACGGUCCUCCCAUUCUGCAGAGGGACUUGAAGGUGCUGGAAGUCCUGAUAUCUACUGUGCUCUCAAGUAGCAAAGUACCAGUUUAAGAGGGUCACUGGUCUCCUGGUGAGGUUGAUCACAGCUGUUCUCUACCCUUAACACCUAACAGGUAGCCUCAGAACUUCAGUGAUCUGGGAUGGAUUUAUAGUGCUGCCUAAAGCACCUGGAGAUGGGACCAGGUGUUAUUGCUUCUACCAGCUAAGCCCCCCUGUCCAUCCUGUGCACCUUGGGACUCUGCUCCCAUUAAAUGGCCCUGAACAAACUUCAGUUGAUUGUCUUAAUGACAGGAGGUGUCACCAUAGGACCACGCUGUAUCCAGGCUGCACUCAACCUGGUGACAGUGUGGUUAUCGCUGACUGUAGGUGCCACACUCCAAGGUGAAACAUGAACUGAGCUGGGGCCCAACUUUUUCAAGCUUAAUAUUUUUUAAUCUUUGUCAAGAUUAAUAGAGACUUUCACAGAAUGGCUGUGACUAUCUGUGAGGCAGAAGUUUAGAAAAGCGCUUGCUGUUGUCAGGUAUGCCAUCAAAUAGCAGAGGACAAGGGGUAAAGGCCUUACAUUGCACCAGGGAAUGUUCCAGUUGAGUAUUAGGAAAAGUUUCUUCUCACAAAGAGCAGUACUGCAUUGGCACAGGCUGCCCUGGGAGGUUGGGGGGUCACUGUCCCUGCAGAUGUACAAGAAGUGUGGAGGUGUGGCACUGAGAUGUAUUGUUGGUGGGCAUGGUUGGGUGGGUUGAUGGUUGGACUAAAUGAUUUUAGAGGUCUUUUAAUUAUUCCAUGAAAUGGUUUUAUAAUUAAGAAACACAUGAGCUAUUGUAUAUUUAUACAGCAGACUAUAAUAAACUUUAGUGAUGUUUGGCUGAGUUCUUCCUCCCAGAAAGGCUCUUUCUCCUGGUCUUGGAGCUGUAGUGUUGUGUUUCACAUCCAUGCCUUUCUGCUUUAGUUCCCACAUGAACAUCUUAUCCUGCUGUCUAUCUUUCUCUAGCCAGGUGGGAAGCCAGCACUAAACAGCUAGCAGAUGUCAGGCUUGGACUGCAGAUUACCCUUCAAUUAAGCUUAAAUUUCCCUCAUUUAUCUAGCAUUUAGGUUUACAAUGUAACUGGAAAAAAAAAAAUGUUUUCUAGAAGACAGAUGGGGUGGCUUUGAAGAUUGCUGAAGGACAACUGCAACUCUCCAAGCCAAAGCACAUAAAAGUUUAUAAGUAACCAGUGAGCCUGCCCCACCUCUGCCCUCCUGGGCAUCUUGCUGCUUGAAGGCAGUCACACAGGAUCAUGGAAUUGGGUGAGAAGGGAGCCCUGGCCCAAGCCUGCUCCAGCAGGGCCCCACAGCAGCCUCCUGGUCCCUGCCUGAGGGCUGAGGAACAACCAUGGCCCCUGGGGCUCUGCAACAGCCCCCCUGGACCUGGUUUACAACAUGAAGCCAUCAGGAAGGCCCAAAGCAAGGUGGGGGAGCUCGGGAAACGCUGAUUUCCACAGCUGAACUCCCACCACUUUGUGUCUUUUACACAAAGCUGUCCAGGAGAUUGUAUGAUAUCUGCUGCCUUGUAAAUUUCACACCAAAUCAAGUCGAGCAGAAAUUCUCAAGAUUGCACUGAUGGAAAGAAUGGUAGCAAAGAAAAAAACACGUGACCUGAUAGGUAAGAGCAAGUGUGUGAUGAAGUGCUCAGCCAUCCUGAUGCAGCAUCCCAUACUCAUUUCUGAGACCUCAGCUUCCACAAAAUAAAGGUCAGCAAAGCCUGCACAGAGUUAACAGAUGGAAAUGUGAAAUAUUAAUGAGUGACUCCCAUAAGCCUCUAGUUCAGCAGCACAGCAUGUGGGAUUUCUGCUUUGCUGUGGCCAUGCUGCCCUAAUGCCUUCAGCAGCCUUGCUCUGAAUGACCCCCCUCUCCUCCCAAAAGCUCAAACAGGCACGAGUGGUGGGAUGUGUGGGUCUUGUUUUUACUGAGGAGAUAGAGCAGGACAGUUAGUGAUGGUCUGAGGCAGCCAUAAACUGCCACCCUCCACUGAUUUCAGCACUCCCCAGGUGAGUCUUCAUCAUCACCCUCCCCAGGUCAGUGAGGAAACAUCAGUUGACAUUACAGUGGAGAAGCUGAAGGGGUUAAUGAUAUAAACAAAGGCAGGGCUAUGUGGACAAUAAACAGUUUAUUACCAAUAUGAACACAGAUACUGUGAUGCAGACGUACCAUUUUUUUUUUUAUAUUGUGAUAACUCUGAGACAAAGAACUUGUUGGCUGACAACUAACAUGUCUCUUUUCUUCUGGUGAUGCCACAAUACAUUUCUGUUGGCAAAGGAUCUUCAUUUACAUUGCAGACUACUAAUAAAAUUACUUUGAAGUCAUCUAUCAAAAGCAAA
Centrocercus urophasianus (Greater sage-grouse) is the source of this 5327-nucleotide messenger RNA. RefSeq names its product delta 4-desaturase, sphingolipid 2 (gene DEGS2). Gene Ontology annotation, biological process: sphinganine metabolic process; ceramide biosynthetic process. Gene Ontology annotation, molecular function: sphingolipid delta-4 desaturase activity. The record is from RefSeq and is a predicted model, not a curated record. NCBI's taxonomy places the organism in Eukaryota, Metazoa, Chordata, Aves, Galliformes, Phasianidae. Gene Ontology annotation, cellular component: membrane. The transcript has 3 exons. The coding region runs from base 27 to 995 and encodes 322 amino acids.